GGCCGGAGGCGGCGGCAGCGAGCGCCGGGCGGUUUCCCUGGAGCGAUGGCGGCCGGGCGGGUUACCAUGUAGCGGCGCUGGCUGGCAGCUCACUGGGUGGCCCUGGUGCUGGGAGGCAGGACCUUGGGCUCCAGCCCUGUGUCUUAGGACUCCGGGUGGGAUGCUAUGGAAUAUGAUGAGAAGCUAGCCCGGUUCCGGCAGGCCCAUCUCAACCCCUUCAACAAGCAACUUGGGCCAAGGCAGCAUGAACAGGGAUCCAAUGAGGAGGCUCAGGACACUACUUCUGAAGAGAUCCUUCCUGAGUUGUCCCCUGGGGAGCCUGAGUUCCACUGCUCUGAGCACAUGAUGGAUCUUGGCCUGUCUGAAGACCACUUCUCUCGCCCUGUGGGUCUUUUCCUUGCCUCUGAUGUUCAGCAGCUGCAGCAGGCAAUUGAGGAAUGCAAGCAGGUGAUUCUGGAGCUGCCGGAGCAGUCAGAGAAGCAGAAAGAUGCUGUGGUGAGGCUUAUCCAUCUGCGGCUAAAGCUCCAGGAGCUGAAGGAUCCCAAUGAGGAUGAGCCUAACAUCCGAGUCCUCCUUGAGCACCGCUUCUACAAGGAGAAGAGCAAGAGUGUCAAGCAAACCUGUGACAAGUGUAGCACCAUCAUCUGGGGCCUCAUCCAGACCUGGUACACCUGCACAGGGUGUUAUUACCGCUGUCACAGCAAGUGCCUGAACCUUGUCUCCAAGCCCUGUGUGAGCUCCAAAGUCAGCCAUCAGGCUGAGUAUGAGCUGAACAUCUGUCCUGAGACAGGACUGGACAGCCAGGAUUACCGCUGUGCAGAGUGCCGGGCUCCCAUCUCUUUGCGGGGUGUGCCAAGUGAGGCGAGGCAGUGUGAUUACACUGGCCAGUACUACUGCAACCACUGCCACUGGAACGAUCUGGCUGUCAUUCCCGCACGAGUUGUGCACAACUGGGAUUUUGAGCCACGCAAGGUUUCUCGCUGUAGCAUGCGCUACCUGGCACUGAUGGUAUCCCGGCCAGUGCUCCGGCUACGGGAGAUCAACCCCCUGCUAUUCAACUAUGUGGAAGAACUGGUGGAGAUCCGGAAGUUACGCCAGGACAUCCUGCUCAUGAAGCCGUACUUCAUCACUUGCAAGGAGGCCAUGGAAGCACGUCUGUUGCUGCAGCUCCAGGACCGGCAGCACUUUGUGGAGAACGAUGAGAUGUACUCCAUCCAGGACCUCUUGGAUGUGCACAUGGGCCGUCUUGGCUGCUCCCUUACUGAGAUCCACACACUCUUCGCCAAGCACAUCAAGCUGGACUGCGAGCGGUGUCAGGCAAAGGGCUUUGUGUGUGAGCUCUGCAGAGAAGGUGACGUGCUGUUCCCAUUUGAUAGCCACACGUCUGUGUGCAUGGACUGCUCCGCGGUCUUCCACAGGGAUUGCUACUAUGACAAUUCAACUACAUGCCCUAAGUGUGCCCGGCUCAACCUGAGAAAGCAGUCGCUCUUCCAAGAGUCUGGUCCAGAUGUGGAUGCUUAGAGUGCUAGGGGAGAACACUGGGCUCUGUGCCUACCCAUCUGGCUUCUGCUCUGUUGGCAUUGCCAAAGUCAGCUCUGGAGACUCCUCCCUGGUGCACCCCCUGGACCUCUUUACCCAACCAGGCCAGAAGGGUAUGAGUGGUGCCCACCAGGACUGCCACUCCCCAGGCGCCAGCUGGGACUUAGUGUGGCUGUACUUCUUGUUACCUAGGUACGCUGUUGUGAGGGGUCAUACUGUGGCCCCUGUCCUUCCCCCAAUGUAGGACACCUUGGGCAAGGGAGCCCCAGGUGUGACUUCACUCCCUCCUGGUACUGAACACUCCAGGCUUCUAGACCCUAGAAACGCCCCUGCUCAUGUUCAGAUCACACUAGCAACUGAUUAGGCCAAGAACCUCAGUGAGUGGCCAGUGAUACCUGAGGAUGCUGGCUGCAUACACCUAGCCUCAUCUGUUGCCAUAAACAAUUUCGGCUCUCUUCCUUCCCAGUACCUUCUCUCUCUGGGGUCAUCUGGUUGUCUGUGGAUGGGGCCAUUCACUGUGGUAUCCCAUGGACCUCUUCAACCUCCUGAGGCUCUUAAUCCUCCUUAGGCAGUCAGUGGGGUUCCUUGAAUAAUGUGAAGUGAAGCAGGCUCUGGAACUCCUCCCUGAAGGGCAUAUCUGCUGCUGCUUCAACCCUUGCCUAGUCCACCUCACUCUGGUGCUUUGAGCUGGGCAGCUAGGGGCUGAGUUCAAGCAAGAUGUCCUGUCCUCUAGGUUUAUAGCAGAAACAAUGUGCCCAGGGGAGGCUCUGGGUUAGGCAAACAAGUUAGUUUCCUACAGUAGGCCUGCAUAGCAGUUCUUGGGACCAGAUUCACCCCUGGAGCUCUGUUCUGCUGCCACCAUGCCUAGGGAGGGCUCUCAGUGACUUGGGGAUAACCUUCCAGUGACUUGGUUUCUAGCCCUGAGGUAAAAAGUUGAGCUUAUUUGCUUAAGGGUGCCCAGGCAGGAGGCUUAGAGCUUAUGUGGGAAGAUCUGGGUCUGGAAAGUGGACAAGGUCUACAGUUCUACAGUGGGGGAAGCCAUACUCAGCCUCCAUGCACCUUAUAAAUUCUGCAGUUGAGGUUGUAGUGUGUGAGGGGAUGUCACAGGAUAAGGCUUCUGUUUUUCAUCCCUGUGAAGGAAGGGUUGCUUGCAUCUGUCCCUUAACUCCUUGUCCUAUGUCGUGUGUGGGUAUGGGAAGCCACACCUGGGCAUUGGGCAGAGGGCACUGAGUGUUGCUGCUUGGAUGUCUCUCACCUUUGACUGAGCCUGAGAGGACAACUCAACCAGCAGGACACAGCUUAGCUUGCCACCCUAUUUAAGGGGUAGAUGAAUAUAGCACCUCUUCUUUGCCCCUUGUGCCAUCAGAUGGCUUAGGCAAUGCUCUUGCUGCCUUUUGUCAGUUUCCCCAUUGGAAAUAGGGGAGAGUGGUAUUGACCUACCUCAAGGUGAAAUAGUAAAAAGUCCUUUAAGAAGUUUGAUGGGUCUGGGUGCUAGUGGCUUACGCCUGUAAUCCUAGCUACUCAGAAGGCUGAGGUCUGAGGAUGGCAGUUUAAAGCCAGUCUGAGCAGGAAAGGCCAUGAGAUUCUUAUCUCCAGAAGU
Perognathus longimembris pacificus (Pacific pocket mouse) is the source of this 3139-nucleotide messenger RNA. It is a transcript of the gene Def8, whose product is annotated as differentially expressed in FDCP 8 homolog. The record is from RefSeq and is a predicted model, not a curated record. The coding region runs from base 166 to 1521 and encodes 451 amino acids. Lineage: Eukaryota; Metazoa; Chordata; Mammalia; Rodentia; Heteromyidae. The transcript is spliced from 13 exons.